AUGGAUGAGAAAAUCCAAAAGGCCGUGGAGGAAGCUGUAACUUCCCGCCUCCAAAGCUUAUCACAGCCACCGGCCGCCAACAUCAGCCCUUGCUCAGCUCAUCUAAAGAGCAAUUGUGCUUCUACGGAGGCGCCUACGAGGCAAGUUGAUGACGUAGGGCUGCGAUUCCCGGUGGAUGACGUCACCGCUCCGUUGACGUCUUGUGAGCUCCAUAUUCCGGAGGGCGAUGGCACAGUAAAGGUGGCUACCGGUGUCGUAUCUCCUAUCGACCCCACCAAGACACCAACAAUCCACUCUGUCCCAAUACCAGCCGGAUAUGCUUGUGUCUCGGUGGAUAGAGUGGUCAGAGGCCGUGAAAAUGUGCCUCUCGAUAGCGAAGGCGGUGAUGGGGAGAAGACACUUGGUGAAGCGGAGAAGACAUUCAUAUGUUGGAGGAAACGGUACAUCAUUAUUCCUGGGGUGCCGCCGCCACAACCGAACCCUAGCAGGGCCUCCCCCCACCGAAGUCCGUCUGUCCAUUCACCGCAUGACCAUAGUGCCGUGGGACACGACGACGACGACGUCGUACAAGAGAAGGCCGCAUCCCCACCACCGGCCGUCGCAUCUCCUCCACGAAGGAAUCCAACGCCGCCCGCGGUCGAAUCUCCUCCACAACAACAAGCUCCACCUGCGCCACUGCCUCCGCCAAUGCCGACGACAAUGGCCGCCGCCUCAUCGGCACCGGCUGGUGCUACAUCGAGGAGGAAGAGGUCGUCCGCCGAGACACAGAGAUCACUCCAACCACCUGCGGCAAAGAGGAAAGCUUUGAACACGAAGAUCCCGAAGACGACCAAGCUUCCAUAUGAGAAGACCGAUGAGGAAGUGCUUGCUACAAACAAAAAAUAUGCAUAG
This is a messenger RNA of Sorghum bicolor (sorghum), 891 nucleotides long. Its product is annotated as nascent polypeptide-associated complex subunit alpha, muscle-specific form-like. The record is from RefSeq and is a predicted model, not a curated record. Lineage: Eukaryota; Viridiplantae; Streptophyta; Magnoliopsida; Poales; Poaceae. The coding region runs from base 1 to 891 and encodes 296 amino acids. The transcript is spliced from 3 exons.